Uloborus diversus is the source of this 1479-nucleotide messenger RNA. RefSeq names its product deoxynucleotidyltransferase terminal-interacting protein 1-like. NCBI's taxonomy places the organism in Eukaryota, Metazoa, Arthropoda, Arachnida, Araneae, Uloboridae. The coding region runs from base 1 to 1479 and encodes 492 amino acids. The record is from RefSeq and is a predicted model, not a curated record. Gene Ontology annotation, cellular component: nucleus. The transcript has a single exon. Gene Ontology annotation, molecular function: nucleosome binding; DNA binding.
AUGUCUUCGAAUGUACCUGAAAUACGAGUCUAUUCUCCCUCCGAAAGAAGUAACUCGAAAGAAAAGUUAAAUAUAUUUAGUUGGCAAACACCGAAAUUUGAAUUAACAUCAUCUACUCAUUCAAAUAAAAAUGAGCAUCAACAGCUUCGCUUUUUUGGUGCAAGUAAUAGAAACGUCAACGUUUAUUUCAGGAGUGAUAAAAUUAAUUCUGAAGCCUACGAUACUCUACAUCCUUUGGGACUUGUAAAAUGGGAGAAUACGUUUAAUAUGCGGUCUUAUAAUCUGAGUAACUUUCCUACGAGUACAACUAGCUAUAGAACUGCUUAUAGAUCACAAGCUGUUGCUAUGCAAAGAGCAAGACUUGGAUUUAUUUCUGGUACAGCAAAAUCACUUGAUAUCUUGCGACAAAAUAUGCAGAAGUUUAUAAACAAGGAAAUCGAUGAAAUAAUUCAAAAAUAUAUUGAAAAGUUUUUCAAACCAGGUGUCGAAAAUAUUAAAAUAAAUAAUGGAGAAAAUUCAGUAUCUGAUCAGCACAUACAGUCUGUAUGUCGUCAAAUUUUGGAAGAAGCUAAAAAAAUGUACCAGUGUUCAUCUAAUCGCGGAAAUAGUCCUGCUGAGUUUAUUGAACUUGAAAAUAGCUCUUCCAGCGAUCAAAAGUCCAGCAGUAAUGUCACAAAAACUUUAAUAAAAAAACGAAAAGAUUCUGACAGUGAUUCAGAAGCAAGUUUUGUUCCUGUAAAACCAAAGAAGAAAAAAGGUAGACCACCAAAUGUAACAUCUGGACGCUCUACUCCCAUGAAAUUAAAAAUUGAACAAGUAAGACGGGAGGGUCCUAAGUGGGAUCCAUCACGUUUGACUCCAGAAACACAGUUCAUUAUGGGAGCAAAAGCAAAUAAGGCCUUAGGUUUGGGUGCAACAAGAGGCCGCCUUUAUAGUAAGCAUCCUGAAAUAUUCAAGUAUUCUGGUGAUCAAGAAGAUAAACAGUGGUUAUACGAUCACAAUCUUAUGCCAGCAACUGGAGGUAAAGCGUACAUGCUGCUAAUUGAAGAUAUUAAAGAACUAGCAGAGUCUGAAGAAUACAGGAAUAACCCAGCACUUAUGACUGAUGAAAUUAUUGGGUUUACUGUUCCUGAAACAAUGAUUCAUAAAAUGAAGCAAACAAUGUUACACAUGAGAACUGACAUGCCAACAAAAAGACGUGGUCGGCCAGCUGCGUCACACAAUGAUAACACGGUAGAUAUAAAAUUAGACGAUUUUACCUCUGAUGAAAAACACGGGUCUGGUACUGUAUCUCCAACCGAUGAGCUUGAUCUGUUGAACUCGGAUAUGCGUUCUACUGACCCUUCACCAUUUAGUCUAGGUACCGGUUUUGAAGAUGUCAGCCCAGCUCAACCAGAGAUUUCUCCAGCACCAUCCGAUUUGAGUGCUUCAUUUGAACCACCAUUAUCUGCACCUUUUGACAUAGGUUCUACACCAUGA